AUGCACAAACCAUCGCUGGCUCAGAUCGUGCAUAGCGCGACCUUUCCUCGUCCUCGAACGAGUGAUCCCGCCACCUUCUCCGCCCAUAUCACUCGCAACCUGGUGCCGGAAGUGCGCAUCGAAACCUCCACGUUCUAUGGCUCCCUCGAUAGUAUUGAGGCGCAGUACCCCGGUCUCGACUACUCCUAUCCGCCCCAUCGCAUGAGAUUGAGUCGCUUCCACUGGCAUCGCCGUCUGUUCAAGGUCUUCGAUGAACUGGGUUUGACGGAGAAGGAGAUCGCUUCGCUCUGUCGUUGGGAAGGUACCAAGUCGGCGCGCGAACGCUACGAAAAGGAAGAGGGGAUCAAGGUGCGCGACACCACCGCCGACUCUAUCCGCCCGGCCACGCCCCCGCCUCUCCCUUCCAUCGAGGUGCAUUACGAUAAUGGGCCCGAGCGGGUCGAAAAACAACCCGUUUCAAUCGAGACCUCCGAGCACGCCGUCGAUUUGGACGUCGUGGUCGAUGACCGUGGUGUGGACUGCGAUCUGCCGCGUCCUGUCGAAGACGAGUUCAGCGACGACGAGAUGGAGAGCUGUGGAGUGGCCCUGAACCAUCGGCUGUUGGCUGCGAGUGCGGCACGCGAACAAGGCGCCAAUGUGCCCCUGGAUGAAGAUUGGGAGCAAUGGCUGAAGGAAGCCCGGGAACGGGGGAGCUAUACGGACGUCCUGAAUGCCAUUCGCACCGGUCAACCACUGAACUUUCUCUACGAUAUGCCGGUGCCCCAGCUGAACCGGACCCGAACGCGACCACCUACUUCUUUUUCUCGGCCCUUUGCCCUUCCCGCGUCUAACAUGAUCUCCACUAACAUUGCCAUCCGACGUCCGCCCCAUUCGCCGUCGGGGGCGGCGCGGUAG
Messenger RNA from Aspergillus terreus NIH2624, 894 nucleotides. RefSeq lists its product as uncharacterized. Lineage: Eukaryota; Fungi; Ascomycota; Eurotiomycetes; Eurotiales; Aspergillaceae. Bases 1 to 894 code for a protein of 297 amino acids. The record is from RefSeq and is a predicted model, not a curated record. The transcript has a single exon.